GAAAUAUUAGAAUUUAAUAGAUUAAAAAUGGAAAAAGCGGGAGUUGAAUACGAUGAAGAAGAGAGAGCAUAUCUUGUAGAGGAGCUAAACUCAAAAGUCUCCAUUGAGAGGCCAGAACCACCUAAGAUCAACCCUAAGAAGGACGACUUGAUAUUUAUGCAGCUUGACCUGGAUUACUGCACUGAAAAACCUCCAGAGUCACUCAAAAUGGGAGAGGAGCAGACAACAAUUGUGCGUAUGUUUGGAGUGACGAAGAGUCAGAACUCUGUGAUGGUUCAUAUCUACAACUUCAGACCAUACUUCUAUGCCAGAUGAAUGAGGAAUGACCACGAGUUCACUUCAAAAGACUUGGAAAGUAUCAAAGAUACCCUGAACAAAAGAUUAGGAGAUGUUGCUGAGAUUGUUACUCAUAUCGAGCAGUGUACUAAGAAGUCCAUCAAGAAUUACUCUGAAGAGAAAUCCACAUUCAUCAAAAUCUACACAAGAUACCCCACUGAUGUCGCCAAAUGCAGAGGGAUGUUUGAGAUCGGCUUCACUUAUGACGAUACUAUUCACUUUGAUACUACUACAUUUGAGAGCAACAUGCCUUAUGGACUCAGAUUCAUGAUCGAUACAGGCAUCUUUGGAAUGGGCUGGAUCGAACUCAAGAAAGGAACCUAUACAGUAAGGAAGACUAACCGCAGAUCCAAUUGUCAGAUCGAAGUCGAUGUUUUUAAUUAUAAUGAUGUUGAGUGUCAUCCAUGUGAAGGAGAAUUCGCCUCUAUCGCUCCGUUGAGGAUUUUAUCAUUUGAUAUUGAGUGCUCAUCUGCUAAAGGACACUUCCCAAAGGCAGAUAAAGAUCCUGUUAUUCAAAUCGCUAAUAUUGUUAAGCUGCAAGGCGAUGAGCAACCAUUUAUCCGGAAUGUGUUUGUACUAGGAACUUGUGCAUCAAUAGCUGGAACUGAGGUUCAUGAAUUCGAAAGAGAGGAAGAUUUACUAAAAGCAUGGGCAAAAUUUGUUCAAGAAGUUGACCCUGACUUAGUUACAGGAUAUAAUAUCAACAAUUUUGAUAUUCCGUAUGUUUUAGAAAGAGGAGCUGCUUUAAAAAUUCCCCACUUUGGGAAACUAUCAAGAAUGAGAAACAAAAUAGCAGAAGUGAAAUCUGUUAAGUUAUCUUCAAAACAGAUGGGAACACAUGAAAAUAAAGAGACAAACUUAGAAGGACGUAUUGCUUUUGAUAUGUACCAAGUUAUUAUGCGGGAACAUAAACUUUCCUCUUACACUCUCAACAACGUAUCAUACGAAUUCCUGAGAGAGCAGAAAGAAGACGUGCACCAUUCGAUGAUUAGUACUCUUCAUAAGCAGAAUAAUUAUACUCGGAGAAGACUGGCCGUUUACUGUGUUAAAGAUGCUUACUUACCUCUUAGACUUAUGGAGAAACUUAUGUGUCUUUAUAACUAUUCAGAAAUGGCCAGAGUCACUGGAGUACCUCUGAAGCUCCUCUUUACCAGAGGACAGCAGAUUAAAGUCACUUCCCAGCUUUAUAGAAAGGCAUAUGAGGUCGAGAUGUUGAUACCUAAUGAGAAGAGAGAUCCUGAAUCAGGUGAUAGGAAUGCUUGAUAUGAAGGAGCAACUGUUAUUGAACCUAAGGCUGGGUUUUAUACAGAUCCAAUUGCUACCCUAGAUUUCUCAUCUUUAUACCCAUCUAUUAUGAUGGCUCAUAAUUUGUGCUACUCAACUUUGAUUCCUAAGAACAAGAUUAAAGAUUUCAAAGAAGAAGAUUACGAACAAUCUCCCAAUGGAGACUACUUUGUGAAGAAAUCUAAAUGUGAAGGCCUUCUACCAAAAAUCUUGAAAGAGCUUCUUGCAGCUAGAAAGAUCGCAAAGCGUGAGCUUGCACAAGCAGAAGAUCCUUUCCUCCAAGCUGUGCUGAACGGAAGACAGCUUGCCUUGAAAAUUUCAGCUAACUCAGUCUAUGGGUUUACUGGAGCUCAAAAUGGAACUCUUCCGUGCUUGGAGAUUUCCUCCAGUGUCACUGCUUACGGUAGAGAGAUGAUCGAACAGACUAAGAACAUCGUUGAAAAGACUUACACCAAAGCCAAAGGAAGAAAGUAUGACUGCAAGGUUAUCUACGGAGAUACAGAUUCUGUCAUGGUCAACUUCGGUAAGAUAUCUAUCUCUGAAGCGAUGGAGCUUGGCGAAGAAGCAGCAAAUGAAAUAUCUAAGACCUUUGUGAAUCCUAUCAAGUUAGAAUUUGAGAAGGUCUACCAUCCCUAUUUGCUCAUGGCUAAAAAGAAAUAUGUUGGGCUACUUUAUAGCUCGAGUGCAGAAAAACAUGACAAAAUGGACGCUAAAGGAAUAGAAAUUGUACGAAGAGAUUGCUGUGGCAUCGUCAGAGUUGUUAUGAAAGAAGUUCUUAACAAAAUACUUAUCAAUAAAGACACUGAUGCAGCCAUAGAUGUAGUAAAGGGUGUGGUCUCAGAUCUUCUACAAAACAGGAUUGAUAUGAGCCAGCUGAUUAUUACUAAAGAAUUGGGAAAGAAAUCUCAAGCUCAAGAGGAAGAGGAACAGAAGACCAAGAAAGGCACCAAGAGCAAGGUAGAUACUAAGAAUAGUUACCAAUCCAAACUUCCGCAUGUAAUGCUAGCUGAUAGGAUGAGGAAGAGAGACCCAGACACUGCUCCUACUAUAGGUGAUAGAGUACCAUACGUUAUUAUUAAAGGAGCUAAGAAUUCGAGGAUUUAUGAGAGAAGUGAAGACCCACUCUAUGUCCUUGAAAAUAAUAUUGAGCUUGAUUAUGGGUAUUACCUUGAAAAUCAAUUAAAGAAACCUCUGAUCAGGAUCUUUGAGCCAAUCAUAAAGGAUCCAGAGACAAAGUUAUUCGCGGGAGAUCAUACUAGGAUUAUCUAUAAGCCUAAAAUGAGCAAGAAGGGAGGUGCUUUUGGAAGCUUCUUGAAAAUAAAGAAAACUUGUAUGGGCUGUAACACCCCUGUUAAGGACAAUGAAGCUCUUUGCACCAACUGCUUGCCGACAAAAGGAAAGAAGGUAUACUUGGAAAAGCAAAUCGAGUAUAUGAGAUAUCAGAAGUCUUUCUCUGAUUUAUGGGUGCAGUGCCAGAGAUGCCAAGGAUCUCUUCAUCAAGAUGUAAUUUGCAGGAAUAAAGAUUGUCCAAUCUUUUAUAGAAGAGUAAAAUCUACAAAACUUUUGGAAGAGGCACAAGAAGAAAUGAAUAGAUUCCUGACUUGGUAAAUCAAUUUCAAUAUAAUGGGAAUUAUU
Moneuplotes crassus is the source of this 3255-nucleotide messenger RNA. The record is from the annotation of a GenBank genome assembly. NCBI's taxonomy places the organism in Eukaryota, Ciliophora, Spirotrichea, Euplotida, Euplotidae.